Messenger RNA from Rhea pennata, 7195 nucleotides. It is a transcript of the gene SPTBN2, whose product is annotated as spectrin beta, non-erythrocytic 2. NCBI's taxonomy places the organism in Eukaryota, Metazoa, Chordata, Aves, Rheiformes, Rheidae. The transcript has 36 exons. The record is from RefSeq and is a predicted model, not a curated record. Gene Ontology annotation, cellular component: cell junction; cortical actin cytoskeleton; spectrin. The coding region runs from base 59 to 7156 and encodes 2365 amino acids. Gene Ontology annotation, biological process: actin cytoskeleton organization. Gene Ontology annotation, molecular function: actin filament binding; structural constituent of cytoskeleton; phospholipid binding.
CCGCCGCAGCCCUCGGCCGGCGCCCAGGUGCGGCGCCGGGGCAGCGCCCGGCGGGACCAUGCUCUCGCCCACGGACUACGACAGCCUGGAGAUCCAGCAGCAGUACAGCGACAUCAACAACCGGUGGGACGGCGGCGCCGAGGACUGGGGCGCCGAGAGCAGCUCGGCCCGGCUCUUCGAGCGCUCCCGCAUCAAGGCGCUCGCCGACGAGCGCGAGGCCGUGCAGAAGAAAACCUUCACCAAGUGGGUGAACUCGCACCUGGCCCGGGUGACGAGCCGCAUCGGCGACCUCUACGCGGACCUGCGCGACGGGCGCAUGCUGCUGCGGCUCCUCGAGGUGCUCUCGGGGGAGCAGCUGCCCAAGCCCACCAAGGGCCGCAUGCGGAUCCACUGCCUGGAGAACGUGGACAAGGCGCUGCAGUUCCUCAAGGAGCAGCGGGUGCACCUGGAGAACAUGGGCUCCCACGACAUCGUGGACGGCAACCACCGCCUCACCCUCGGCCUCAUCUGGACCAUCAUCCUGCGCUUCCAGAUCCAGGACAUCAGCGUGGAGACGGAGGACAACAAGGAGAAGAAGUCGGCCAAGGACGCACUGCUGCUGUGGUGCCAGAUGAAGACAGCGGGCUACCAGAACGUGAACGUGCACAACUUCACCACGAGCUGGCGGGAUGGGCUGGCCUUCAACGCCAUCAUCCACAAGCACAGGCCCGACCUCAUCGACAUCGACACGCUGCGGCGCUGCAACGCGCACUACAACCUGCAAAAUGCCUUCAAUGUGGCGGAGCGGGAGCUUGGCCUCACGAAGCUGCUAGACCCCGAAGACGUCAACGUGGACCAGCCCGAUGAGAAGUCCAUCAUCACGUACGUGGCCACCUUCUACCACUACUUCUCCAAGAUGAAGGCGCUGGCGGUGGAGGGGAAGCGCAUUGGGAAGGUGCUGGACUACGCCAUCGAGGCGGAGCAGCUGGUGGAGAAGUACGAGACGCUGGCGUCGGAGCUGCUGCAGUGGAUCGAGCAGACCAUCGUGACGCUCAACGACCGGCAGCUGGCCAACUCGCUGGGCGGCGUGCAGAACCAGCUGCAGGCCUUCAACACCUACCGCACCGUGGAGAAGCCCCCCAAGUUCAUCGAGAAGGGCAACCUGGAGGUGCUGCUCUUCACCAUCCAGAGCCGCAUGCGGGCCAACAACCAGAAGGUGUACAUGCCGCGCGAGGGCAAGCUCAUCUCCGACAUCAACAAGGCCUGGGAGCGGCUGGAGAAGGCCGAGCACGAGCGGGAGCUGGCGCUGCGCGACGAGCUCAUCCGGCAGGAGAAGCUGGAGCAGCUGGCGGCUCGCUUCGACCGCAAGGCAGCCAUGCGGGAGACCUGGCUCAGUGAGAACCAGCGCCUCGUGUCCCAGGACAACUUCGGCCUGGACAUGUCAGCGGUGGAGGCGGCGGUGCGGAAGCACGAGGCCAUCGAGACGGACAUCGUGGCCUACAGCGAGCGGGUGCAGGCGGUGAGCGCCGUGGCGGCCGAGCUGGAGGCCGAGCGCUACCACGACAUCCGCCGCGUCCUGGCGCGCCGCAACAACGUGGCCCGGCUCUGGGACUUCCUGCGGCAGCUGGUGGCUGCCCGCCGCGAGCGCCUCCUGCUCCACCUGGAGCUGCAGAAGAUGCUGCAGGACCUGGCGCACCUCAUGGACUGGAUGGAGGAGAUGAAGGGCCGGCUGCAGUCGCAGGAUUUCGGCAAGCACCUGCACGGGGUGGACGACCUGCUGCAGAUCCACGCGCUGGUGGAAGCCGACAUCGCGGCGCAGGCCGAGCGGGUGCGGGCGGUGAGCGCCGCGGCGCAGCGCUUCGCCGGGCCCGGCGACGGGUACCGGCCGUGCGAGCCACAGCUGGUGCGGGAGCGGGUGGAGACGCUGGAGCUGCGCUACCGGGAGCUGGCGGAGCUGGCGGGGCGGCGGCGGGCCAAGCUGGAGGAGUCGCGGCGCCUCUGGAAGUUCUUCUGGGACAUGGGCGAGGAGGAGGCCUGGAUGCGGGAGCAGGAGCAGAUCCUGUCAUCCGAGGACGUGGGCCGCGACCUGACGAGCUCGCUGCGCCUCCUCAGCAAGCACAACGCCUUCCGGGACGAGAUGAGCGGGCGCGCGGGGCCGCUGCAGCAGGCGGUGGCCCAGGGCCAGGCACUGGUGCGCGAGGGCCACUUCGGGGCCCGCCAGGUGGGCGAGCGGCUCCGGGAGAUCGAGGGCCGCUGGCAGCACCUGGAGGCGCUGGCGGCCGAGCGGCAGCGGCGCCUGCGCGAGGCCGCCAGCCUCUGCCAGUUCCAGGCAGACGCCGACGACGUGGAGGCCUGGCUGGAGGACGCCCUGCGCCUGGUCUCCAGCCCGGAGCUGGGCCACGAUGAAUACUCCACGCAGAGCCUGGCCAAGAAGCACAGGGAGGUGGAGGAGGAGGUGCACAACCACCGCCCCGCCAUCGCCGCCCUGCACGAGCAGGCGCGUGCCCUGCCGCCCGCCUUCGCCGGCGCCCCCGGCGUCGCCGGCCGCCUGCCCGCCCUCGAGCAGCGCUACCGCGAGCUGGCGGCGCUGGCCGAGCGCCGCCGCCGGCACCUGCAGGACGCCCUCAGCCUCUACACCAUGCUGAGCGAGGCCGACGCCUGCGGGCUCUGGGUGGGCGAGAAGGAGCAGUGGCUCCACGCCAUGCUCAUCCCCGACAAGCUGGAGGACCUGGAGGUGGUGCAGCAGCGGUUCGAGACGCUGGAGCCGGAGAUGAACAACCUGGCGUCCCGCAUUGCUGCUGUCAACAGCGUCGCCGCCCAGCUCCUGGACGCCGACCAGCGCAACGGGGACAGCAUUCAGGCCACGCGAGACCAGCUCAACGCCAGGUGGGAGCGUUUCCGGGCGCUGGCCGACCAGAAGAAGGAUGCACUGACGUCAGCCCUGAACAUCCAGAACUACUACCUGGAGUGUAACGAGACCACGUCCUGGAUGAGGGAGAAGACCAAGGUGAUCGAGUCGACGCAGGGGCUGGGCAACGACCUGACUGGUGUGAUGGCCCUGCAGCGCAAGCUGUCGGGCAUGGAGCGCGACCUGGAAGCCAUCCAGGGCAAGGUGCGGGACCUGCGGGCCGAGGCGGAGAAGCUGGCAGCCGAGCACCCGGAGCAGGCGCCCCCGAUCCUGGCCCGGCUCUCGGCCAUCGAAGCCGUGUGGGCCGAGCUGUGCCAGAGCCUGCGGCAGCGUGAGGAGUCGCUGGGGGAGGCCAGCAAGCUGCAGGGCUUCCUGCGGGACCUGGCCAGCUUCCAGGCCUGGCUGUCCCGCACCCAGACGGCCGUGGCCUCUGAGGACGUGCCAGCCACCCUGGCCGAGGCCGAGCGGCUGCUGAGCCAGCACGAGAGCAUCCGCAAGGAGAUCGCGCACUACGGCGACGACUACCAGAGCACGCGGGCUGUGGGCCGGGAGGUGACGCAGGGCCAGACGGAUGCCCAGCACGUCUUCCUGCAGCAGCGCCUCGAGGCCCUCGACACCGGCUGGAAGGAGCUGGGGCAGAUGUGGGAGAACCGGCACCACCUCCUCUCCCAAGCCUACGCCUUCCAGCUCUUCCUUCGCGACACCAAGCAGGUCAAGGGCGUCCUCAGUACCCAGGAAUAUGCCCUGUCGCACACGGAGAUGCCCAGCACACUGCAGGGAGCCGAGGCGUCCAUCAAGAAGCAUGAGGACUUCAUGGCCACCAUGGAUGCCAACGGGGAGCGUGUGCAGGGGCUGGUGGCCACGGGGCGCAAGCUGGUGGCGGAGGGCAGCAUCCAUGCCGACAAGGUGCAGGAGACCGUGGACUCGGUGGAGAGCAGGCACAAGAGGAACCGGGAGGCAGCCCAGGAGCUCCUGGGGCGUCUGCGGGACAACUGGGAGCUGCAGCGGUUCCUGCAGGACGGCCAGGAGCUCACGCUCUGGAUCAACGAGAAGAUGCUGACGGCGCAGGACAUGUCCUACGACGAGGCCCGCAACCUGCACACCAAGUGGCAGAAGCAUCAGGCGUUCAUGGCUGAGCUGGCGUCCAACAAGGACUGGCUGGACAAGAUCGACAAGGAGGGCCGCCAGCUGGUGACAGAGAAGCCAGAGUUGGGCACAGUGGUCACGGAGAAGCUGGAGGCACUGCACCGGCUCUGGGACGAGCUGGAGUCAACCACCAAGACCAAAGCCCAGUGCCUGUUUGAUGCCAACCGCGCCGAGCUCUUCGCCCAGUCCUGCUCGGCGCUGGAGGCCUGGCUGGCUGGCGUGCAAGCCCAACUGCAGUCCGACGACUAUGGGAAGGACCUCACCAGUGUCAACAUCCUGCUCAAGAAGCAGCAGAUGCUGGAGAACCAGAUGGACGUGCGGGAGAAGGAGGUGGAGGCAAUCCGGGCGCAGGCGCUGGCCCUCAGCCAGGAGGACGCCAACACGGCCGAGGUGGAGGGGCAGUUCCGGGCCGUGGAGGAGAAAUUCCGGGGGCUCCGGGGGCCGCUCCGCGAGCGCUGCCACAAGCUCCUGGCCUCCAAGGAGGAGCACCAGUUCAACCGCGACCUGGAGGAUGAGAUCCUGUGGGUGAAGGAGCGCAGACCCCUGGCUGUGUCCACAGAACACGGCAAGGACCUGCCCUCCGUGCAGCUCCUGAUAAAGAAGAACCAGACGCUGCAGAAGGAGCUGCAGGGCCACGAGCCACGGGUGGAGGAGCUGCUGGGGCGGCGCGCGGGGCUGGCACGGCCCGCCGAGCGGGUGACGGAGCUGCGCGAGGCCUGGCAGGAGCUGCGGCUCCAGGCGGAGCAGCGGCACCGGCGCCUGGAGAAGGCCCACGCUGCCCAGCAGUUCUACUUCGACGCCGCCGAGGCCGAGGCCUGGAUGGGUGAGCAGGAGCUGCACAUGAUGUCCCAGGAGAAGGCCAAGGACGAGCUCAGCGCCCAGGCCAUGGUGAGCAAGCACCUGGUGCUGGAGCAGGCGCUGCGGGACUACGCGCACACCGUGCAGCAGCUCUCCGGGCAGAGCCGCGAGCUGGUGGCCAGCGGGCACCCCGAGAGCGAGCGGCUGACGCUGCGCCAGGGCCAGGUGGACAAGCUCUACGCCAGCCUGAAGGAGCUGGCAGAGGAGCGCCGGGCAAAGCUGCAGGAGCACCAGCGGCUCUGCCAGCUCAAGCGCGAUGUCGACGACCUGGAGCAGUGGAUCUCGGAGCGCGAGGUGGUGGCGGCCUCCCAUGAGCUGGGCCAGGACUACGAGCACGUCACGAUGCUGCGGGACAAGUUCCGGGAGUUCUCACGGGACACGAGCAGCAUCGGGCAGGAGCGCGUGGACGGCGUCAACGGGCUGGCGGACGCGCUCAUCGCCGCGGGGCACUCGGAGAACGCCACCGUGGCCGAGUGGAAGGACGGGCUGAACGAGGCCUGGGCUGACCUGCUGGAGCUCAUCGACACGCGCUCGCAGAUGCUGGCAGCCUCCUACGAGCUGCACCGCUUCUACCACGACGCCCGCGAGACCCUCACCCAGGUGCAGCACAAGCAGAAGCAGCUGCCGGACGAGGUGGGCCGCGACCUCAACACAGCCGAGGCCAUGCAGCGCAUGCACACCGCCUACGAGCACGACAUCCAGGCCCUGAGCGCGCAGGUGCGGCAGGUGCAGGAGGACGCCUCGCGCCUGGAGAAGGCCUACGCCGGCGAGAAGGCGGACGACAUCCGGCGGCACGAGCGGGCCGUGAGCGAGGCCUGGGCCGAGCUGCGCAGCAGCAGCCAGGGCCGCCGGCGCCUGCUCCUCGACACCGUCGACAAGUUCCGCUUCUUCCGCACCGUGCGCGACCUCAUGCUCUGGAUGGACGGCGUCUGCCUGCAGAUCGAGGGGCAGGAGAGGCCGCGGGACGUGUCCUCGGCCGACCUCGUCAUCAAGAACCACCAGGGCAUCAAGGCGGAGGUGGAGGCGCGGGCAGACAGCUUCAACGCCUGCGUGGCCGCGGGCACCGCGCUGCUCGACAAGGGCCACUACGCCUCCGACAAGAUUUCAGAGAAGCUGUCGGAGCUGCAGGAGCGGCGCCGGGACAUCGGCGAGCGCUGGAAGGAGAAGAUGGACUGGCUGCAGAUCGUGCUGGAGGUGCUGAUGUUUGGGCGGGACGCCAGCAUGGCCGAGGCCUGGCUCGCCAGCCAGGAGCCCAUCGUGCGCUCGGCGGAGCUGGGCGGCAGCGUGGCCGAGGUGGAGAACCUCAUCAAGCGGCACGAGGGCUUCCAGAAGGCGGCGGCGGCCUGGGAGGAGCGCUUCGCGGCGCUGGAGCGGCUCACGACGCUGGAGGAGAAGGAGCGGCAGCAGCGGGAAGAGGAGGAGGCGAGGAAGAGGCGGCCGCCCACGCCGCCGGCGCCUGAGGCCGUGGGAGCCCCCCCGGCUCCCCCAGACGCCCCCAACGGCCUGGGGAUGGGGGACCUGCACCGGCCCCCGGCCCCGCAGAGCCACCUGCCCGAGGCACCGGCCGUGAACGGGAUCUGCUCUGACGCCGCCAGCCCCCAGGUGCCGGGGGGGCCGCUGGCCAACGGGGCGCGGGAGCGGGGCCCCGGCACGGGGGGGUCGCCCCGGGGGCGGCCGCGGGGGGCGCCGGCCCCCGAGCCGGCGCACGCGGCCACGCUGCCCCCCCGGGCGCCCCCCGCCCCCGAGAGCCUCGAGGGCGGCCUCUGCCGCAAGCAGGAGAUGGAGGCCCAGGGCAAGAAGGCGGCCAACAGGUCAUGGCAGAACGUGUACUGUGUGCUGCGCCGCGGCAGCCUGGCCUUCUACAAGGACGCCAAGAACGCCGGCCUGGGGGCCCCGUACCACGGCGAGGCGCCCGCCGGGCUCCAGGGCGCCCGCUGCAGCGUCGCCCUCGACUACAAGAAGCGCAAACACGUCUUCAAGCUGGGGCUCAGCGACGGCAAGGAAUACCUCUUCCAGGCCAAGGAUGAGGCGGAGAUGAGCACCUGGGUGCGGGUGAUCCUGGCGGCGGCGGGCGGCGGCGGCCCGGCGGCACCGCGGGAGGCGGCCGAGGCGGCGCCAGCGGGCGGCAAGGGCAUGACGCGGGCCAUGAGCAUGCCGCCGGGGCCGCCGGCUGGCGCCGCCGAGGGCCCCGGGCCGCUCCGCACCCGCGACGGCAAGGACAAGGACCGUGAGAAGCGCUUCAGCUUCUUCAAGAAGAACAAAUAGGCGGCGCCGGGGGGGCGGCCGGCGCCACGGAGGGACGCG